AGCAGCGCGAGCUGUCCGGAUGUAGCUGACGUCACCAGACAUUUCUUGUAAACAUGGCGUCCGUGACAACAGCCACCUCGGAGUGGAUUCAGUUUUUUAAGGACGCUGGGAUUCCAGCCGGCCUCGCAGUCACUUAUGCAGUCUCCUUUGUGGAUAACAGAAUUCACAAGAACAUGCUGAUGGACCUCAGUAAAGACAUCAUGAUGGACCUCGGCAUCACGGUCAUCGGCGAUAUCAUUUCCAUUCUUAAACAUGCUAAGCAGGUGUACAGGCAGGACAUGUGCAAAAUGGCCACAGAAGCCAUCUCCUCAGGCCAGACCAGUGUUAAAGCUGAGCUCAGAAGAACUGCCAAUACUCCUGCCACUCGUAUGAUUGCCAACGCUUUGAGCAGUGACUCCCCGCCGGCCACUCCAGCCCGUCGACCUGACAACCGCCUCUCGGUCACAGUGUCCAACAUGCAAGCAAACAAGAGCGGCAAAGCAGUUGUAAGUCAGCCAGCUGACGAGGGGAACAGUCUGCCAGCAGUGAAGCGCCGACGCGUGACAGCUGAGAUGGAAGGCAAGUACAUCGUCAACAUGCCCAAAGGCUCCACACCUCGUACACGCCGCAUCCUGGCCCAGCAGGCCAAGAAAGGAAUGAACCGCACCUCUGUGUUUGCAAGACUUGGAGCUGAAUCGAAGGCAGACACGACAACAAGCAAUAACAAGCCCACCGGUGUGUUCAGUCGUCUUGGCAGAGGGGAUGAAGAGGAAGACAAGCCGCAGCCAGGCAAAAUGUCUAGUACCAUCGAUGUAGAUGACGUGGACGACAGUGAUGGAGAAGGCUCCGUCCUCCAGUAUGCUGGCGUCCUCAAGAGAGGGGCCCCUGUCUUCCAGAAGAAAGAGCCAGCCACAAAACUGGCCACAAAACCGGCCCCGACCACCCUGCGGCGCUUGGGAGGCAAAUUCAAACUACCUCCGUCUGACACUCCCUCCUCUUCCUCCCCUAAUGGCCUCCCCCCUGCCAAGGUUAGUGUUCUUCAGAGACUGGGCAAGCUCCCUGCCACACACCUGAGCGCCGCGGUGUCACCCACACCUGCUGACACGCAGGACAACAGGGUGACCAGCACCAGGCCCAAAGCCCAGGAGGGACUCACCUUAGCAAGUUCCAAAGUCAGCAGCAGCACCGGGGCUGGAGGAGGAGGAGGAGGAGACGGAGGAGAUGGAGGAGAGUCUCUGGGUGCCCAGAUGGACAUUAUGGCUAUUAGUGUUUUUAAGAGGCUGGGCAGCAAGAGAACCUAACACAUACAUCUCUACAAAAUGAUUGAGACUCUUUCUAUAUGUCCUUUAUAGAAUUUGUAUCCCUCCCUUUUCUGCACUCAUCCUAGCGACGUGCAGGACUGCAGAUCGGAGUGUUUUUUGUGUUUAUGGUCGGUUUAUAGCUGCUUUUUGGCUUUAGGUUUGCUCUUAGAUAAAGAUACUUUUACAUUUUAGUCAUGCUGCCAUAGGAAAACAACUUUGUUUAGUGUCCAAGCUUUUAAUUUGAGGACUAAAUGUUCUCAAUCAUAUCUGCCUUUUAUAGUUUUUGAAAAUAUGUAUUUAACUAUAUUUGCGAGAUUAAGGCAUGACGUCAACCAAGCUGCUAUAAUGGUGGUUUUUAUUUUACCCGUUAACUCCACAUAUAAGGAUGCUGCUGACUAAAUCUUCCCUUUUUUUGAGAGUCCACCUGAAUGAAUACAGUCUGUGUAGUUGAAAAUAUUCCCCCACGGUGAAUUAGUUGGUCAUUUUGUUGAUAUUUGCCUGAAAAUUAGUUGUUUCUCGCGUAACAAAGGUACACACCUCAGGCAAGUGAAGUUUAUUCUUUAAAUGAACACGCAGGACGGCGGUCAGAUGGAAGACUAGCCAUGAGGUGAUGGUACAUUUAUUUUACCUUCAACACCUCAAAAUGACCUCCUCCGCCGUGUUUGGAAAGUAGAAAAAGUGUUGAUGAAAGCUUCAUAACUUGUGAGUGAGAAAGUAAAUUCAAAUGGUCUCUAAACACUUGAAUCAAGAAGAAACACUGCACCUCUUCUUCUUCUUCUGCGCUUUGUGGAGUAGAACGUCUCGCCUCUGAACUCCAGAGGCCCAUGUCCACCUUGCUACCAUCAUACUGAACGUUUUCUACUUGAAGGUCGGCUCAGUAGAAUAUUGUUUAUUUUGAAAUGCAAUGUAUAGAUUUGUUAGACUUGAUUUCACACGGCACAGCACCAGUUAUGCUGCAUAUUUUUCUAUGUGGACAUUCUUGUACCAUGUAAAGAAACUCCGAGAUGCCAUCGGGUUUGGUGUCAGGAAGCCACUUGAGGUCUCGGUAGGUAGUUCACCUCCACCCAGCAUGGGUCAUCAUCACCUGUGUACUAUGUUUCUUUCUUCACACCAGAACUUUGUUAGACUGUAAAUAUUUGAAAUGUUUAAAAUCACAUUAAGGAAUUUUUAUAGUUUUUAAAAAAACAAGGUAGAUUCAAACGCACCGUGAACUGUUAUUUGUUUUUGUUUUUUUAAAGGAUAUUGAAGAAAAAAAGUUCUGAAUUUCAGCAAAAUAUGCUUGGAAAAUAAUUAAAAGAGGAAAAGGGUCCAAACAGCUUCCCUCUUCAUUUCUCUCUCUACAGGAGACAAUGUCGUUGUCACAUAUUGUUCUCUUGUACGUAUCGACAUGACGGCAAAGUCGAUAUUUAUAUUCUCCUGGGAACAUUCAGAUGAUCAUUUAUCAAUAAACCCAUUAAACUCCCACUCCUCUCACAAUGAGCUUACUGCUGCAUAAUU
This is a messenger RNA of Anarrhichthys ocellatus (wolf-eel), 2777 nucleotides long. It is a transcript of the gene cunh19orf47, whose product is annotated as chromosome unknown C19orf47 homolog. Lineage: Eukaryota; Metazoa; Chordata; Actinopteri; Perciformes; Anarhichadidae. Bases 54 to 1280 code for a protein of 408 amino acids. The record is from RefSeq and is a predicted model, not a curated record. The transcript is spliced from 8 exons. Gene Ontology annotation, cellular component: nucleus.